AUGCCCGCCAAGGUCAAGGCGUACGAACUCCAAUCCAAGUCGAAGAAUGACUUGUCGAAGCAACUCGUCGAGCUCAAGAACGAGUUACUCACUUUGCGUGUGCAGAAAAUCGCCGGCGGGUCUGCAUCCAAGCUUACCAAAAUAAACACUGUCCGGAAAUCCAUUGCCCGCGUUUUGACUGUGAUGAACCAAAAGGCUCGCCAAAAUCUGCGCGAGUACUACAAGAACAAGAACUACCUCCCUCUUGAUCUCAGGGCGAAGAAAACCCGAGCCAUCCGGCGGCGUUUGUCCAAGCACGAUGCCUCGUUAAAGACCUUGAAGCAGAGAAAGAAGGACCAGAACUUCCCUCUGCGGAAAUACGCGGUCAAAGCAUAG
Molecule: messenger RNA, 375 nt
Organism: Mycena indigotica
Lineage: Eukaryota; Fungi; Basidiomycota; Agaricomycetes; Agaricales; Mycenaceae
Product: alcohol dehydrogenase
Exons: 4
Coding region: 1-375 (124 amino acids)
Biological process (GO): translation; maturation of LSU-rRNA from tricistronic rRNA transcript (SSU-rRNA, 5.8S rRNA, LSU-rRNA)
Cellular component (GO): ribosome; cytosolic large ribosomal subunit
Molecular function (GO): structural constituent of ribosome; mRNA binding
Source: RefSeq, a predicted model, not a curated record